Entrophospora sp. SA101 is the source of this 537-nucleotide messenger RNA. The record is from the annotation of a GenBank genome assembly. Lineage: Eukaryota; Fungi; Glomeromycota; Glomeromycetes; Entrophosporales; Entrophosporaceae.
AUGUCAACAUCUGCAUCCUCGUCCAGUGCAUCUGCUGCAUCCUUCUCAUCAAAACCUGCAAUAUCAAAUUCACAAGCAUAUAACAAUUACAAGAACAUUCGAUUUAGAUUAAUUCCACAUGUACUAAUAACCUUCUUACAUAUAACACUUUCUACACUUUGUUUAUUUUAUUUGCCACACGGACAUCUUUUUGAUGAUCCAUUAGAAAGUUUAAAUGUUACCAUCAAGUUACUUUUCAUUGAACAAAUUUUAUGCGAAACAAUCAGGUGGUUUGCAUACUUGGAAUACGAAGAGAAGAUUGGCAGAGAUCAGACAAACAAUGGAUUUACAGCAAAGAUUGUAAAUCUAAUAAAGACGAGAUCAGCCGCAAUUUUGGGGUAUUUAAUAUUUGGUGAAUUGCUUAAUUUACAAUGGUGGCUUGGAGCAAGUUUAAUUGUGAUAGGCACAGCAAUUGUGUUGAUGAACAAUCACAGUGAUAAUAGUAACAGCGACAAUAAUAAUGACAAUAUUGACAAUGUUGUGAGAUCGAUGAAGUAA